CACUUUAUUCUUACAUUACAUUUUUACAUUUCAAUACAUUAUUAUUAUUACACUGCCACCACCAUAACAUAACUAUAUAUUCCAUCAAAUUUCAUUUUCUUUUAUCAUAUUCAUACCUUCAUUCAUUCAUUCAUUCUUCUUUUGAUUUAUUCAGCUGAUAUGAGACUUGAAGAGAGUGGAAGUUACAGUUGGCUAAGGCUAGGCAUGUACUAUGGCCUAUACUGGUGAUUCCCAGGCAAUGUGUGAAAGAAGAAACAACUACGGAAGCUUAAGUUAUAACUCGCACAAAACAAAUAAGAGGGAUUAUUGUUGUAGGAGUAGAAGCUCCUUUAUGGAAUUUGAAUCAAAUUGGAGCACUAAUAGAAAGUCAUCUGCUUAUACAUCUCACGUGAUUCGAACUGCAAAAUCUUGUAUGCCUUGGUCUUGUAGAAUUCCGAUUGUUGAAUGAUAUCACGAGUUUCAUUAGUUGGUUGAUAGAUACUCAAUAAGACAUUUUUUCAUUCAUUGAUUGAUUCAUUCACCGAUUCUUCAUCAUACAUAAGAUUGUGUGUAAUUGCUGAUUUGAAAAAUGCCUGGUUUUGUUGCUGGCAAGAAGAUGUUUUCGAAGAAAAAUAUGAGUUUUUCCAAUUUGGCGGAUCAAAAUAUGUCAACUCUUUCGAAAGGUGAUCAUAGUAUGAGGUCCGAGGCUCUGGAUGACGCUGAUGAUGAUGAUGGCUUUAUUCUUCCUGGACUUUCUGAUGAUGUUUCAAAGUAUUGCCUUGCGCUUGUGCCUCGUUCUAACUUCCUAGCUAUGGGCGAUGUGUGUAAGAGAUGGAGGCGUUUCAUUCAAAGCAAAGAAUUCAUAACCGUGAGAAAAUUGGCUGGGCAGCUUGAGGAAUGGCUCUAUAUCUUAACAGCUGAUAGUGAAGGAAAAGGAAGUCAUUGGGAGGUUAUGAAUUCUUUUGGUCAUAAUCGCCGAUCUCUUCCACCUAUGCCUGGUCCAGGGAAGGCUGAGUUUGGUGUUGUGGUUCUUAAUGGAAAGCUUCUUGUUAUGGCUGGCUAUUCAUCCAUUGGUGGAACUAUUUCUGUUUUGGCAGAGGUUUACCAAUAUAAUUCUAACCUCGACAGUUGGAUCAGAUUGUCGAACAUGAAUGUGGCUCGGUACAACUUUGCUUGUGCAGAAGUCAAUGGCUUGGUUUAUGCUGUUGGAGGAUAUGGAGCAGAAGGUGAUAGUCUCUCAAGUGCCGAAGUCUAUGAUCCCGAUACUGACAAGUGGACAAUGAUUGAGAGCUUACGUCGUCCAAGAUGGGGUUGUUUUGCCUGUGGAUUUGAGGGUAAGCUCUAUGUGAUGGGUGGAAGGUCAAGCUUUACAAUUGGAAAUUCCAAGUUUGUUGAUGUUUAUGACCCUGAGAAGCAUACGUGGCGUGAGAUGAAAAAUGGGUGUGUCAUGGUCACUGCUCACGCGGUACUAGAAAAUAAGUUAUUUUGUAUGGAGUGGAAGAAUCAACGGAAGUUAUCGAUAUUUAAUCCAGAUGAUAAUUCAUGGAAAAUGGUACCGGUACCUCUGACGGGUAGUUCAAGUGUAGGUUUUAGAUUUGGGAUACUGAAUGGUAAGCUUUUGCUGUUUUCAUUGAAGGAAGAUCCUACAUAUAGGACUUUGUUGUAUGAUCCAAAUGCAGCGCCGGGGUGUGAGUGGGGGACUAUUGAUAUAAAACCAUCUGGUUUGUGCUUGUGUAGUGUUACUAUCAAGGCCUGAAAGGGUUUACUGCCUCUGAAUUAGAGACCUUGAUAGUGUUCUAUGUUGUUUUACUAGUACUUAUGAUUGUAAUGUACAUAGUUAUGAAAAAAGUUUGCGACCACAAUUUUGGCUGCAGCAUGAAGUUUUUUAUGUCUAUGAAUAUGAUUGAGAUUGAGAUCAAAUCAGUUGUAUUUUACUGUGAUUUAAAAGUUUGAUAAUAAUGACUGUGUUGUGUCCCUGGAAUUAUAUGCAUAUCAGAUGUUUUAAUUUAUA
This is a messenger RNA of Trifolium pratense (red clover), 1990 nucleotides long. Its product is annotated as F-box/kelch-repeat protein At1g67480. Gene Ontology annotation, molecular function: protein binding. The transcript has 4 exons. The coding region runs from base 569 to 1735 and encodes 388 amino acids. NCBI's taxonomy places the organism in Eukaryota, Viridiplantae, Streptophyta, Magnoliopsida, Fabales, Fabaceae. The record is from RefSeq and is a predicted model, not a curated record.